AUGCAGCCUGAAGAUGUUGGUGCCGCCAUUCAAUUUUUGGAGUUUUGUCGCUCAUUUGGCGAGAUCUUCCAAAUAAGGAAGGGCCAAUCAGAAAAAAUUGUCAAAGACAUAACUGGAGAUCGUCAACUCCGAGAGGUGUCUUCAGUUGUUGCUGAGCUUCAUGCAAACCUGUUAUCUGUCAUAGAAAACGGCAAUUACAAGCCUUUGAAAUAUCCAAGACAUGGGGAUGCAUGGAUAAGAAAACUCAGGAAAUAUAUCACUGACUCGACAUUACACGCAAAAGAUUUCAUCCUUGAGUACUUAAGCCAUGGGCUAUCUGGAUAUAAAAAUUUGAGCCCUUCUCAUAAGCUGGAUGUGCUGAAUUCUCUGUGUGAUGAGGCAUUAUCAUCUGAAAAGUUGAAGACUAGGAUUGAAGCUAGAGAAUGUGUGGCCAGACAAAAGAUCCGUGCUGCAACCGAGAAGGAAAAGGAGCUAAAAGAAAGACAGAAUGACAUGGCUAAAACAAUGGGAGGAGAAAUCGCUGGCAAUGACGAAGCUAAUAAUAUCUUUUGUCAAAUAAAGGAGGCAAAAGAAGUCAAGCAGGCAGCCAUGAAUGAAUUAGAGGAACUGGGAUGUGUCCUUAGGUCCACGCCUGUCAUGGUAGACAAAGGAGUAGCAUACUGGAAGCUGGAUGGCUAUUGUAAUAACAAUACAAACAUAUUACGCCAAGAAUUUGACAACGAAGCUACAAUGAAGAACCAAGACAAGUGGUUCAUGUUCAGUGAAGAUGAACAGAAAGUAGUUGAAAAUCAUGUAACUACAAGGUAA
Triticum turgidum subsp. durum (durum wheat) is the source of this 807-nucleotide messenger RNA. The record is from the annotation of a GenBank genome assembly. Lineage: Eukaryota; Viridiplantae; Streptophyta; Magnoliopsida; Poales; Poaceae.